UAAGUGGGCUAACUAGCUAGUAAAUAUUAAAAUAUCAAAAUCGUGGAAUAUCAACGCAUCGUGCGUGUCCGUAUAUUUACGGUAUAUUUUGAUAAUGACUAGGUAUAAUUCGGUUUAUUUCUGAGGGUCAGGCGGUAUAUUAUAUCAAUAAAUGCGCGGUCACACUGGCGCACAACCAUCACACACGUCCACGUACGUCCGAAAAGUUAAAGAAUUAGUUAAAAACUCUUAAUUAAGGAAUUACAAAGUCUUCGAAGGUGAAAGAGCUACGCAACGCCAAGGCAACGUCAACAAUUUUCAUAGCUGUGAACAAACAACAAUUGAGUUUUGUGCAAUAUUCGUCAUGUCAAAUUCCGCUGCAGGACCCACCAAGCAGGACCUCGAGUCGGUUUUCAGUCGCCUGCGUGCCCAGCCAGCCAAUAAGUCCUGCUUCGAUUGCGCGGCCAAGGCACCCACCUGGUCAUCCGUCACGUAUGGCAUCUUUAUUUGCAUCGACUGCUCGGCCGUCCACCGGAAUCUGGGCGUUCACCUGACCUUCGUGCGGAGCACCAAUCUGGACACGAACUGGACGUGGCAGCAGCUGCGCCAGAUGCAGCUCGGCGGCAAUGCCAACGCCUCGCAGUUCUUCCGCUCCCACAACUGCACCAGCUCCGAUGCCCAGGUCAAGUAUAACUCCAGGGCGGCCCAGCUCUAUCGGGACAAGCUGAGUGGCCAGGCCCAGCAGGCCAUGAAGGUGCACGGAACCAAGCUGCAUCUUCUGGAGCCGGCGGUCGACAAGAGCGAGGGCAACGAGGCUGCCAAGGAGGAGGAUUUCUUUGCUCAGUGCGUUGCCAACGACAAUGCGGACUUUAAUGCGGAAAACAACAACAUCAGCAAGCUGGAGACAAAACCGACUCCGUCGCUCACUAAUCUGGAGAGCCAGCUAAGCGGCGCACCCAGCGUGGAUCUGCUCAACUCGGUGGUGGCAUCAUCCGUGCCCUCCUCCAUAGGAGUGCGCAAGAUACAGCCCAAGAAGGGCGGGCUGGGCGCUCGUAAAGUGGGCGGCGGUCUGGGCGCCACCAAAGUAAAGACCAACUUUGCCGACAUUGAGGCUCGAGCCAAUGCGGCCAACGAGAUGAAGACGUCCAGCGUCCAGGCAGCGCCCGUGGACAAGCCCCAAACUGCCGAAGAGGAGCUGGAGACAGUGGCCAGCAUGCGGCUGGCCUACCAGGAGCUAUCGGUGCAGAAGACACGCGAAGAGGCAAAGCUCAAGACCAUGGAUCCGGCCAAGGCCAAGCAAAUGGAGCGCCUGGGCAUGGGCUUCAGCCUGCGUGGCUCGGAUAUGGCUCACUCCGCCAUCGGGGAUAUGGCGACCAUCCAGCAGACGGCGGCUCCCAAGAAUAAAGUCUCUGCGCUCGAGAACGACAAUUUCUUCACCGACUACUCGCUGUACAGCGGUGGCGGUAGCGGCACUGGUGGAGGCGGCGGCGGCGGACACUCCAGCGACAAGCGCGAGAGUUCAGCUGGUGCGUCCAGUAAACUGGACAAAUUCGAAUUGGAUGCAUUGGGCUACGAGACUAUCGAGCCCAUAGGCGGGACGCAUGGCAACAUCACGUCCAUGUUUGCCAACAGCUACGACUACGACAAGCCCAAGGCGUCGGCCAGGACGACCAGCGGUUCGGGUGCCACAUCCUCCUCUUCCUCGUAUGCCACCAGCAAGAGCAAAAGCACCGCCAGCAACGAUCCCGUGAUAGCCCAACAGAAGUUUGGCAACUCCAAGGGCUUUGGCUCCGACCAAUACUUCGCCAGCGAACAAUCUUCAUCUGACGUUGGCGCGAGUCUGAAUCGAUUCCAGGGAUCACGUGCCAUAUCCUCGUCGGACUAUUUCGGAGACGGCUCUCCAGCUGGCAGGGGCGGCAGCAGCGGCGGAGGAGGGUAUUCAUCUGCGAACUUUAAUGCGCCCGACCUAGACGUGGAGAGUGUGAAGGAGAGUGUGCGCCAAGGCGUCCACAAGGUGGCCGGACGCAUCAGCAAUCUGGCCAAUGAUGUGAUGUCCUCACUGCAGGACAAGUACGGCUACUGAUAUCAGAAGGAUGGCCAUAGCCAGCGGAGUCGCAGGAGCAGCAGCAGCAGUGGUGGUGGAGGUGCAGCAGACACUAAAUUUAAUGUUUUUAUAUAUUAGUCACACACAAAAGUUUAGCGAUUAUGCAGAAAGUUAUAAACAAUUCCGAGCAGUUAACCCCAAUGUAGCAUCUAGCGUCAGAGGACUAAUCCCUGGAUAUACCUCUAUAGUUCUUGUAUAAACAAAAAGAAGCAGUCUAGUGAGCUGUACAAUACGCGUAGUGUCUUUUAAAAUAUACUAUAUACAUAUACAUACACAUGUGGAUGCUAUACGAAUGAGAAGUCUAAGCAUCGAUGCAUCCCCCUUAGUCCUAAGUCGAGCCUAUAGCCGAAUGAUCGUUGAUUUGUUUACUUCACUUAAGAGCAUUUACUUUGGCCCAUUUCCACAUUGAUUGUAUCUCCGAAUGAGCAUCAAAUGAAAUAGAAUACAUAAAUAUAUUAGAAAUGCAUAGCGGAUCGUUUCCCCAAUCGA
Molecule: messenger RNA, 2572 nt
Organism: Drosophila obscura
Lineage: Eukaryota; Metazoa; Arthropoda; Insecta; Diptera; Drosophilidae
Gene: ArfGAP3
Product: ADP-ribosylation factor GTPase-activating protein 2
Exons: 7
Coding region: 344-2062 (572 amino acids)
Biological process (GO): COPI coating of Golgi vesicle
Molecular function (GO): GTPase activator activity
Source: RefSeq, a predicted model, not a curated record